Molecule: messenger RNA, 249 nt
Organism: Knipowitschia caucasica
Lineage: Eukaryota; Metazoa; Chordata; Actinopteri; Gobiiformes; Gobiidae
Source: the annotation of a GenBank genome assembly
AUGGUCGCUGUGUCUCCUCCGCGGCUCACCGCGGGUCCUCUCCUGCGGACUCGCUGUCGCUCGUCUCCCUCCCUCCGCUGCUGCUCGCGGCCAGGCGUUACUCCGCGCACCCUGCCGCUUCCAUACCGGGAACGGGACUUCUGUCUGCCUGCCGUUGUCUGCCUGCCGCUGUCCACUCUUCUCCCUGCCUCCACUCACGGUAGUCCACGUCAGGAGCUCUUGGGAGAGGCGUCCUGUGACUACGGAUGA